Alternaria rosae is the source of this 1551-nucleotide messenger RNA. RefSeq lists its product as uncharacterized. Gene Ontology annotation, molecular function: serine-type endopeptidase activity. Gene Ontology annotation, biological process: proteolysis. Lineage: Eukaryota; Fungi; Ascomycota; Dothideomycetes; Pleosporales; Pleosporaceae. The transcript has a single exon. The coding region runs from base 1 to 1551 and encodes 516 amino acids. The record is from RefSeq and is a predicted model, not a curated record.
AUGUCUUCGAACCAGCCAUCGCAAGCUUCUACUGUCCCUGCAGCUAUUUCAACUGAUACUAAUCUCGAAGCUGUCAUUGGCGGCAUUGGCUACAGUCUUCCCUCCUCGGAUGAAGAUGCAACCGAAGUAAUGCUGCUUGACGGUUCCAUUGCACAGCUCUUUGCCGGCAAGAUUAUUAUCGGAGAUCAGACUGUGACCUUACCUUCGGACUUGAGCAGCGAGACCACGUUCCCUGGGGGUAUCAGCGCCAAGCCCGCCGAAGCCACAACACCUGAUGAGAACGACGAUGACAACGACGACGACGGCGGUGGUGGUGGUGGGGUCGGUGCCCUUUUCGGUGCCCUUGGCGGCAUUGCAAAAGGUGCGACAUCCGCGCUCGGCGGAGCUAUCGGCAGUGUGGAUGCCGUCACGUCAGGUGCCCUGACAUUUGCCGGAGGGACAACUGGUGCUAUCUCCGGUCCACUUACAGGAGCCAUUGGUGACACAGGCAAGUUUGUUUCCUCCUUGAACGGCAUCCAAAAGUCGUUCCCCGGAAACGAGCUCACGAAAGGUGCUUUCGACACCUUUACCCGUGCCCACCAACUCGCUCGACAGUCUCUGAAUUGGAUGAAGUCGACGCAGAACUUAGCUCAGAACUUCGAUGACUUAUCAUCCGACGUCCAAUCCAAAGUCAAGUCAGGCGCGGGCGAGUUUGCAAAGGUUGGUGGUACUUUAGCUCAGUGCAAAACUGCCAUGGAGGCCUUCCAGGACUUUCCUUGGGAAGACGCUGAAGUACCAAGUCAGACAGGGCAACCUAGUGCGACAUACAAGCCUACCGACACAGCCUCGAUGCAGAGUACCAAGAGAACUUCUACCGCGCAGACCACUUCUAUGCAGUCAACUACGGACAUGACUUCCACGACACAGAGCGCGAGCUCUACUGUUACUACGAGCCAAACAUCGUCGUCCAGUAGUGAGACGCCGACACCCACCGCUAGUCUGAACCACUAUGCAAUCAUCAGCAAGCCUGGAACAUCUUACGACGUGUUCAAACAUUUCAUCAAUGAGCUUGAUGGUGGAGCCGGGGAGCUUGCCAAAUGGGACUUGAUUAAGCAGCAGAUGUAUAUCGCCAAACUGAACAUCUCACAGGUGUCAGAAAUACCACAGCAACACACAUUCAUCCAAGCUAUCAUCACGAAUACAUUCGAUGAAGAUGUCGAUGGGAGCUUAGAGGGUUUUCGAGCGGUCGACAGCUCCAAACUUGUCCAAGCUGAGCCAUUUGAACUCUCUAUGUUGGCGAGUCAAGAUGGUUGGUCUCCAACUGCUUCAGAAUCGAAGUCACAUCUGACUCCACGGACGCUGCUACCUCCAGAUUCCGGGGCGCCUUGGUGGAUGAAGAUCAUCUCGGCUCCACCACGUGACAUCAACGUGCCAGACUCUGGUCCUCCAUUCGAUCCCCCUUACCUUGCGGAUGACUCUCUAGGUCGGGGUGUUACAGUAUAUAUUCUAGACGACGGCUUCGAUAUCAGCAAUAUUGUACGUUUAUCAAGUGUGUUUAUAGAGGUUUAUUGA